Messenger RNA from Mycena citricolor, 1417 nucleotides. The record is from the annotation of a GenBank genome assembly. Lineage: Eukaryota; Fungi; Basidiomycota; Agaricomycetes; Agaricales; Mycenaceae.
CUUCCUACGCAGAAAUCUCACUCGGGGAUAUGUUGGACGCUCAGGCCUCUCUCAGUCCCCGCUCAUGAAACUCGGGCAGAAAGCUACUCUUCCUGGCAGUGCAGGCUUGGGCUUCGUUGUCAGACCGACCCAUUCCCUCCGCAGGCUCUUUGCAGCAAAAACUCCUGUGCGCGGUAUCCACAACGCGCUCGAGAAAUGUCUUGAUCACUCCCGAGAUCGAGGCGUUCGCUCAAGGUUAACUUCCAUCGGGAGAGCUCUCGCCAUCGUAAGACGCAACCCGCACACUGCUGAGCUGAGUCCUCGAGUUUGGAUCAUACGGCACUGCCAAGGCCGACGAUGCUCGCCGUCGCAUUUCACAGCAACCUCUUUCUCUCGCCGUCGGUGGGGCUGUUGAUGAAGAAUGAGUCGUUGGCAGAGGAGCGGGCGAGCGAAUUUGGCGGGGAUACGAAGUUUCAGACUCUCGUCCCCGAGUGGAAGCUUGUCGACGCGAAUUUGGAGCCCGCUCACUAUUCAGAACAUGCUGUCACAGCGGACGGGUCUGCCCAGGCAGUGUAUGGGUGCGGGCAAGAGCGUGCAUCCUAUCGUGGACACGAGUACAUCGAGCACGGUGGCAGCAACCCGGGCUUCAAGACCCAAGUCAUUCGAUUCCCUCAGGACGGAUUCGGUGUCAUCUCGCUCUCCAAUGACGAGUUGGGCAAUGGCCUGAUGGAAACCGUCAAGUGGAGGCUCAUCGACUCAGUGCUGGGUAUGGAGCCUAUCGACUGGACUGCGAGAUACCGCGAAUCGCACAACAAGCGUUAUAAAGAGAGCCAGGACGUCACUCCGCGACCCUCGUCACCGAAGGCACCCUCGUCCUGCUUUGCUGCCAUGCACGAGACCUUCACUCACAGAGCUCACGGGCCAUUCAGCCCAUGCUAUGUCGCUUCUGGCCCUACAGGUCUUACGCCCGGAAGUAAUGCCGCGAGUAUGAGCCCCGUCGUCCAAGACGUCUUCAGCGCCUCCCCUAGCGCGCUGUAGUGCGGGGCGAGUUGGUUGAUGGGCCAGAGCUUGGAUGGGCUUUCCGGGUGGGCUUCUAGGGAAGCCAGGGUAAAAUUCGACCACUGGAGGGAAGCGUCGAGGACCAAGCUGAAAUGUAGUUUGGGCGCGUUCAGCUGCGGCCCACGACUCGAUCGCGACCUGGCACCAUGUGCACUCACGCGGCGACCUAGUCGGUUUUCCCGAUGGACACCCCGUGAUAUUGACUUUUUUCCGACUCGCACGGCUCGACGAAGAUCGAUAAUGUCUGUUACAUGAUCAGCCAGAAGGCUUCGCUCCUUCGGACCAUCGUCUUGACACCAGUCAUCUGUCGGUGUGAUUGCGCAAUUGUACGAACAACUUUUCUAUUGGUGUCUACUUCAAUGUGAUUAUCUAUGGCCGG